Molecule: messenger RNA, 2787 nt
Organism: Chara braunii
Lineage: Eukaryota; Viridiplantae; Streptophyta; Charophyceae; Charales; Characeae
Source: the annotation of a GenBank genome assembly
GGCAUGCCUUGUCAUCCUUGGGGUAUGAGGUGACCAAUGAAGAAGAGGCACAGUGGGGGUAUGAGGUGGUCACAAACGAGCAGUUGCGCUGUGUUGAGAUGUAUAUCCGGUUUCCAGUAGGCCUUACAGGCAGCAGCCCCCAACUUGAAGAGUGUGGUUUUUCUGUGAGUAUUGCACCCCAAGAGAGAGUGCUGAUGGAGAUAUCACGCAAGUUCACUCUCGACGAUGUCCAUUUCCUUGCAUGCUCUUCCCGUAUGCUGGUCCAGAAGUCGUGGGGUACGUCUGCUUACGGCAUCCACGCCAUGCUCACCGCACACGAGGCAAUGAGGAGGAGCUGGGCAGACACCGAUGACUUCUUCUUUCGGCGACUCUUCUGCGAUUGGCAUGAUAAGCCAAUCGACUGGCGCCAUCCCUUUGUCUUCUAUUAUGGACAUACGAUUGCUUUUACAAAGCAUCGUCUUGUACCUGAAGAGUGCGCUUCUCCGAUGGAUAUAAUGUUUGCAAGGGGAAUCAACCCGCUGUGUACAGAUCCCGACGUCUGUCAUCCACAUUCGCCCGUCCCUGAGGAGUGGCCAUACAAGGCUGUCGUAAUUGACUAUGUGAGAACUGCAAGGGACCUCGUCAUGCGAGCUUUGGCGUGUGGGACACCAAAGAUGUCCAGGGUAGCCAUGUCGAUAGAGCAUGAGAGAAUGCACCAAGAGACACUUUGCUACAUGCUGGCGCAAAAGCGAAGGAUAAAAUUUGAGUCCGUGCUGACGACCUACGCAACACGACAAACAAUGUCCGAGGGAACAGAUGUUACAGAUCUCAAUCAUUAUGGAGAUGGAAAAAGUUUCGUCCGGGAAACGGCGGGACACGAACCGAAGGAGAACCUGCCCUCCUUGACUGCAACACCCCCCACCUUGAUAUCACCGAUGGAGCGGCCAGCAAAGGAUGAGCCGGAGGAGGACGGGGGGAAGGAGGAGGAGGAGGAGGAGGAGGAGGAGGAGGAGGGGGAGAGGGUAUUGUCAAUGCAGAAGGGUGUGGAAUCCCUCUUGAAUGGCAGCUUGCAAGUUGCCGCCGACCCUAGGCUAAGCCCGGCUAACGAAAAUGUUUGGUCCCAUAAGCACCUUCCCAAGCUGGUGAGCGGCGACAAGGAGGUUGCUGGAAAUUCUAUGACCAUUCGGCGUCCUGACGUUCGAAUAUCUGCUGGCCCAGUGUGCUUGGGAGACAACAGUUUGCCGGACCGCUUCCUGUGGGACAACGAGUGCCCGCAGAUGUUGACGGAGGUGGCAAGGCCGUUUCUCGUGGCGUCUCGGCCCGUCACAAUCGCUGAGUUCCGUGAGUUCAUUCUCGAAGGUAGGGGUUAUCACCGGCCAGAAUUCUGGGAUUGUGAAGAUUACGCCCACUUCAAAGCAAGGGGACAAUGCUAUCCGGCCACGUGGACAGCUGUGGUCCCCCCAGUAUCAGCUGUUGUUACGGGGUCUGCAGGACGAACUGGCAACAGGUUAGUGGACUUAGACUCUUUGAUUGCAGAUCAUCAAGUCAUCGACCAAGGGGUGCCAUCCAGUGAUCAGGCGCUUGAUCACAAUAACAAUUGCAAUGAAUCUGAAAGUGAUGAAGCUUUGUGCACGGGCUCAGAAGCUGUGACUUUGAAUGGCCGCAAAUGUGUUGAAGGGGGCGAACUGGCCGGCAAACAUGCGUCGGGAGUCUUCGGAGGAGAAUAUCUCGACUUCUUCAUCCAUGAUGACGUCGGGACGUAUCAUUGGAGGGAUGUGGCAGACCGGCCUGUCUAUGUCAGUUUGUCAGAGGCCAUGGCGUUCUGUGCAUGGGUGGGGAAAUGCAGAAUCAUGACAGAAGCGGAGUAUGCGAGGACUAUAGCGGACUCCUCCGGUACCACCGCCGACACCUCGGCAACGAAGGAGGUAAUAAGGGAGCUGGAGGAGGGUGGAUGGGAAUGGACAAGCACACUGUUCGGUCCAUUUCCCGGGUUCAUCCCGACUGAAGGAUACCGGGAGUACUCAACAGACUUCUUCGAUGGCCAUCACUUUGUUCUCAAAGGAUCUGCUCCAUGCACACACUCCUCCAUGCGCAGAAAGUCGUUUCGAAACUUCUACCAACGGCAAUAUCCGUACGCUUUCGCCAAGUUUCGUCUGUGCUCCGACUGUCCAUGAGCAUCUUGAUGCCCUUGCCAAUGGAUGAAUCGUACCAUUUCUUCCACCGGCUCACAGCCAUAGGCCCAUAGCCAGAAAGGUUUGCAAGCAGCUUAGUCACAAUGGAGACUACCUUCUUCCCCCGAACACAGCGCACCCUCGUUUUGACUGUCGCUGGAGGGAAAGAUGGUCUGUAUACAUUCAUUUUCAGGGUGCGUUAUGUUCGGGGGAAGACUGUAGUAAGUCCAAUGCAGCAAAGCCUGACAACUCCAAGUCUCAGAGUGCACCACCAGUACUUGGCCCAGCUAUUGUACUGGCAGCCGAAAAAAAACAAGGGAAAAGACAUAUUAAAAUUUAAAAGUUAAAAGUUAAAACCAAUCCGGCGAUAAAACCUUUGUUACAGUAACCAUUUCGGAAUCCCCCGAAACGGAGAAAAAAAUGUGCCGCAGGUCUUUUUUUUUUUCUUUUUUUUUGUGUGUGUGUGUGUGUGUGUGUGCCGCAGGUCACAAAACCAAUCAGAGAACUUCUGUUUUCAAAUUGGCCACUUAGGACGUGUCAACAUCAGCGAAUGAGCCCAAAGGCAGCACUGCUAAACUGCCAUUUUGUCAAAAUGGACAGUUUGUUUUUUUGUUUUUAACAAAAUUGAAACCGAGUU